CCGGACUGAUUUGUCGCAGGGCCGCAAGCCUAGCCGCUCCACCGGCGACAUUCAUAUGCCCGUUUUGUUAUGGUGCCCAGCGUCGGUGGUCAGUCACGACUCAGGGAUGCAGGGAAGCAGGCAGGCAGGGAGGAGGAGGAGGAGGCAGGCAGGCAGGCAGGCAGGCAGCGCUCCAUUGAAUGCCUGUGGCAAACGUCCAAUCUUUCUGGCUUUCCUUGUGGGAUGAGCCCAGUGUGGGAGGGCCUUUUUGCACACUCCGGCGAGCAUGAUUUUCUAUUUCGGCUUGUUCUGGCUUUCAAGCCACAUGGUCGGCUAGAGAUCUGGGAGUGCUGAUUCUCGGGUGCUUAUAGGUUCUGUGAUGUGGUUAAGUUGCACACUGCUAGCGUACAAGCAUGUGUCAGAGCUGAGCAUUAAGGACCGAGCUCGUGGGCCCCGCCGAUUCUGUUCACAUGCUAUUGCUUCUUGCAGUCUUCUGGGGACGGCAGCAAGACGACAGGCUGGUCGCUCUGUUCCACGGGGCGGCCCCACCGCUCCCCCGGCCCAAUCAAAAAGAUCGGGAGACGCAAUCCCUCCCUCCACUUUCUCUCUCCCUCCAUCUCUGUCUCUCUCUCUCCCUCUCGCCCUUCUCUGUCGCCAUUUCUCCCUGACCUAGAGUGGAUUAUGAUGAGCCUCCUAACCAUGCAGAAAGGAAUUUUCCCAUUGAGAGGCGGAACGAUGAGUUGAGCUGAUUUUGAGGGAGUGAAUCAAUGCCUCGCGACCAGGUCAACCGGCCAAACUACGCUCCUGCGCUGUGCUCUUCCCCCAGACCCAAAUCCCACAAAACGCCACAGAGCCCCUGAGGGGAAGGGUCCUUUUUUAAACAAAG
Messenger RNA from Marchantia polymorpha subsp. ruderalis, 865 nucleotides. Lineage: Eukaryota; Viridiplantae; Streptophyta; Marchantiopsida; Marchantiales; Marchantiaceae. The record is from the annotation of a GenBank genome assembly.